AUGGAGAACGACACAGCCGGAAACGCGGUGUCUGUAAAAGACGAAAUUUCUUAUGAAAACGAAUCAAUUUCAAACGUUAAACCGCGAAAACGAGAGACAGCAAGUUCACAAGAAGGAAUCGGUUAUGAACAUCACGGUCCAAGAUAUCAGAGAAGAAUUUCUCAGCCAGAACGUAAAGUCAGCUUCCAACUGGAUAUAAACAACAUUCCAUCACACGCUGACCUGUAUGAUGACACCUGUCCAACCCGUAGUCCAAGGGUGAGUUUCUCAGGAAGAGAAGGUGAUGGUAACCAUAUUCCGAAUGAAAGAAAAGCGAAAGAGAGUCGGUCACCCCAGAGAAGUCCGAAAGUCAGUUUUUCACUGGGAUCCGGCGAAGGAAACCCAAUACCAAACAGUCGCACAGGAAAGAAAACAAACGACAGUAAAUCUCCAAGAGUAAGUUUUUCUCUUGGACCUGGCGAGGGAAACCCCAUCCCAAACGAACGUACAAAUAAAAAUUCUACAAAAGAAAGCAAACCAUCACAGAGAAGUCCUAAAGCCAACCUUACUAUCAACACAAGCCUAGCUCCAGAUGAACAAAAUGCAUCCUCUCCGUCUUCUUCUUCUUCGGAAGAAACAGAUAGACCCCGUCGGCCCAGUCGUCAAAGACGAUCAGGAGUAGUCAAUAGUCCGGAUAUAGGUCGGGUGUCGUCAGCUGUAUUCUUGGAUAACCUUCCUUCCACCCAACCGAAAGAACAAGACGACCAGUCAUCAUCAACAAUAUCAGACAGUGUGAAUACAGACAUCACCUCGACAACGAGAGCGAACUGCGAGGAAGAUCUCGGUCAGGUAAACUGUGGGUAUGAAAGCGAUGAAAUCCUGGAUAACAUCGCCCUCAAAGUCGAGAGCAUCAUACAAGAUGCCCAGACUAGCGAAAUGAAGAAUGGUUAUUAUCAUGGCGGCGUCGAUAGCAAGGACGGCGGACCCGAAGGCGACAACUACGAAGAUGAAGACGAUGAAGACGACCAGGGUUUGACAUUUGACCUCCCACCAAAGGACACACUAGAAAACACCAAAUAUGAGACACCGGUGAAAAAAGAAAGCAAAAAUAUAGAUUUUGGUACACCGCUCUCAAUAAUGAAACAUAAAAAAUCGUCAUUUGCUGAUAGUAAUUACUCCGACGAUUCUACCUCCCCAGGAAGGAGUUCCCUCGCGCGUCACUUAAGGAAAGACUCUAUAGCUUUGACAAGUGAGAAGAUGGGUCAGAUUCGAGAUUUACAGAGACACUAUAAGAUGAUGAAGAAGAACAAUAUGCCCAGUUUUUGGAAGAGGAAGACGGCGUCCCUUAAGAAGUACCAGUUACAUGUCGCAGUGGCCACCAUGUUCAUGUUUGUCGUGACCAUCGUCGCUAUAGGCUGGCACUUCCAUGAUCAGUUCCAUGAAAUAUGGAAUGCCAACCAGCGAGUCUUCUUCCAGCCGUCUAGUCGAGUUCUUACUCUGAGAGACCCUGAUGAUAACAAAAUAAUGGCGAAUCUCGGUGUCAGCAUACCCAUCUGGCUUCUGCCUUCACACUGCGCAAAUGAAAAAGAAACAGGAUCGUUCACCUGUCUAAAAUGGAAGAAUAAUGCGGUAUUAAGGAUCCGCCACUUCGGAUCCAAAAAUGUAAAUUGUUAUAAUAUAACCUGGGAAGUCCUUCGCGAGGAUCUUUUUCCAGAGGACUGUUUUGUUAUAGGUACCAAUGUAUGGUUCGGACCGUCUAACACAUCAAAUGCUCUGUGGUCGUUGGACAAAGUUAACUUCACAUUUACAGCUGCAGAGACAGAUUUUUAUCCAGCCGGGACGUUUAGUUCGGCAAUGGAACGGUACUGGAUAUCCUCGGGAGGAGGUUCCAUCUAUGUGCAUAAUGAAGAUCCGGUGUCUGUCAAAUGGAAUCUCAAGAAUGACAACAAAAUAUGCUUGGUUGGGAAUAACAAUGGCAGCUUUUACGGACAGAAGAGAACUAGGGGAACAGAUCUGAACUAUACCGUUUGUCACGGCACAAAUCCGGUCACUACACAUAAAUUCGUACGAAAGUUGUUACCCAAAGGACCAAACAACCUGCCAUCCUGGCGUAGCUUAAAAUAUCCGGUUUGGUCCACGUUCGGCGUAGCACAAUCUUACGACAUCACUGACAAUGAUAUUUAUGGUUUAGCAAAAGAAAUUAACGAAAGAAACUUGAAUUGCAGUUUUAUUGAAAUUGAUGGAAAAUGGGAACAACAUUUCGGGGAUUUAGACUUUGAUUCAAAAAGAUUUCCUAACAUAACAGCUGUUGUAAAAUAUGUGAAAUCAUUAGGUUAUUCCCUCUCAGUUGAGGUCAGUCCGUAUUUUGGCUAUAAAUCUAUCAAUUUUGACGAAGGGAUAGAUGACGGGAACUUCAUCCUUGAUGCAGGAAGAAAAGUUCCAGCGUUCCUUCCCAUGCAGAACAGUAUUUAUGCAAUGCUGGACAUCACCAACCCAUCAGCAGAAUCAUGGAUGAAAAUGAAAAUGAUAAGACUUUCUUCUACAUACAAGAUCACAGCAUUCCACAUAUUUUACCGCAAUCGAUCAUGGAUGCCAUUUAGUCCAUCUUUCCAUGCAGCGGAAGUAACACCAAGUAUGAUCAGAAACCUUUUUGCAGAACUUGUGACGUCAUUUAAUGAAGUGGAUGCAGAUAUUGUCGAAGGAACAUCGGGAUCACAAAAUCAAGUUUCUUUUAUAAAUAUCCCAACCAAGGUAAGCAUUCAGUCCGAGGGCGAGUGUAUUACUGGUGUCAUAGAAACGGCCUUGACUCUGGGAAUUAUGGGAUAUCCAUUUGUGAUCGUUGACGGAAUGUUUGUACAGGAGCCAAAUGCAGGUCUUGAAGAGUUCGACUUGCCCAAUCGACAGCUGUACAUUCGAUGGAUGCAAAUGGCGUCCUUCUUUCCGGCAAUGAAAUUCGCAGUGCCGCCAUGGUCUUUUGAUGACGAGUGUGUAGAAUUAGCGCGGAACGCAUCAGCACUACACCAGGAAUACACUGUCAAAAUCAUUAACGAAAUUCAAAAGGAAAUAAAAAAUGGAGACCCAAUCAUUCGACCAAUAUGGUGGACUGCUCCAUCUGAUGAAGAAGCACACAGGGCCAAGAACGAGUUCAUGAUCGGCGAUUCCCUCUUGGUUGCCCCAGUGGUAUGUGAUCACGUCACGGAACGCCAUAUCUACCUUCCGGAGGGCUUCUGGACCGAUAUGUUAACGGGAGAUUUUAUCUACGGGGAGAGAUGGCUACUUAACUAUGAAGUAAAGAUAAACCAAAUACCACACUUUAAAAGGAAAACUGUCAUAGGACACUAG
Ylistrum balloti is the source of this 3321-nucleotide messenger RNA. RefSeq names its product SITS-binding protein-like. Gene Ontology annotation, molecular function: hydrolase activity, hydrolyzing O-glycosyl compounds. Bases 1 to 3321 code for a protein of 1106 amino acids. The record is from RefSeq and is a predicted model, not a curated record. Lineage: Eukaryota; Metazoa; Mollusca; Bivalvia; Pectinida; Pectinidae. Gene Ontology annotation, biological process: carbohydrate metabolic process. The transcript is spliced from 2 exons.